Messenger RNA from Drosophila innubila, 1768 nucleotides. RefSeq lists its product as uncharacterized. The record is from RefSeq and is a predicted model, not a curated record. The coding region runs from base 125 to 1738 and encodes 537 amino acids. Lineage: Eukaryota; Metazoa; Arthropoda; Insecta; Diptera; Drosophilidae. The transcript has 7 exons.
GUGCGAUAAUAAAUACAAAGUCUACAUACUUGAAUACAUACAUAUCUAGUUGUGACGAACCAACCUCAAUUGAUUAUAUCAUUUUAUGCAUUACAAGCAUUACUGGAUUUUUAUUAGAUAACUAAUGAAGAUGUUUUUUAAUCACAGUUCGAUAAAAAAUAUACACAUUUAUACACUAGUCAUCUUAAUAUGUCAAGCACAUGGAAAUGGUAGCUAUUUAAAUGCUCGCAACCGAGAUUAUGGAGUUCAAAGAAACACGGAUAGCAGUAAAUUAGUGAAGAGUGAAGAUGGAGGAACCGUUAACGUUAAUAACGGUUUGGUUGAAGGCGGCGCCGUGAGAACCGUUGGAGAAGUGUUUGUACCGAAAACAUUUCCGCUGAGUUCGCAGGAACCAUCUUGUGAGGAACUUCGAGCCAUGUGGAUAUUUUCAAAGAGACAAUCUCGAGCAGCUGAAAUAACAAAUGAAAUACCAACAUAUCGUGAUCCCUUCACAUAUAAUAUUUGGGAGCCGCUUUAUCCCAACUCUAGAAUGCUCGGAUCAAUGCGAAUGGGCACAAGAGAACGAGCCCGCUCACCUGUAUUUGGUCGAGUCGUAAGCCGAGAGCCGAUAGUUCCUCAGCGUGUUGCAUUUGAACAACGUCAGCGUCAUUCCGAUGGUGGCCUGAUUAAUCCUGGCCAGACUCGAUUCUAUGGCUCUGAAACGCGGCCAACAAAUGCUGGCUCAUCCUUAUCCUUAUCCUCCUCCUCUCCUCCCUCCUCCUCCUCCUCCUUGUCGCCGUCGUCCUCGUCCUCGUCCUCGUCACCACGUCGAACCAGUAAAAAUAGAUAUAUGGGCGUGCCGAAUAGCUCAGGCGAUAAUUUAAGCGGAGUUGGAGGUCAAAAUUCGGUUGCCGUACAGGGUAGUUUUCAAAAACUUAAGGAACUCAUCUGGACGGAGCGAGCCAAGGAAUUAACCCAACAACGUCGAUCCGAGGAAUUGGCAGCACGAGCAGCUGUGCUCAAGGAAAUUGCAAAUGGUCAAAAUAUACAAGGAUCAUAUAAGACACCUUUCAGUAACCCAGCGGAUUCGUUUCUAAUGGACGAGAAUCGCAGUCCGGAUAGAAAUGAUAAUCAGUAUUUAAAUGUUGAUCGAUUGUCGAUUGCCAAUGGACAGACCUUCGAUAGCAAAAAUAAUAACAACAAAAAUAAUAAAAAUGCUGGACAGAGAAAUAACGGUGGUAGAGCAUCGACCCGUCGCAUUGGAAGCGCUUAUGGAGGAUCUCAUGCUCAUGCUCAUUCUACUGGAUCACGGCGAAAGGAGACCUUCUUUUCAAGAAAAUCAGCCCAAGGUCAAGGCAGUGCAGAAAGUGAAUCAAAUUUCGGUGGGGAUUUAUCCGAUAGGGAUCAGACCGUUGUGGGCAUACCCAGAACAUAUCCCGUUCGACAAUCUCAUUUCAGGGAAAGGAAUCGCUCACUUUUUAAACAGAAUUCUCCAAGUGACUAUUUUCAUCGGGACACUAGAAAAUUGAAUAGACUUCAGAUGGCCACGCAAUCGGAGCUGCCAAGCCUUAGAUCAUAUUUAAAUGUGAACUACUUAAGUCCAUCGACAUCAUUCGAAAAUGACAUGAAACCCGAUGUCUCUGGACUUAUAUAUUUAACUAAAGAGCUCGCAAAUGGAGGUGAAGAAUCAUCAUUAAUGCCUGAACAAUAUCUCCCGAUAAUUGAACAGGAUGAGUUAGACUUCUACGACUACAAAUAAACAAAUAUUGCUCACAACACUUAAAAAAAA